AUGGCGUCUGUCACAACCUCCGCGCAAGCUGCGGCUAGGGUCGCCUACCUUGCGAGCGAUGUCAUACUCUCUGUUCAGCCAUCGCUACAAGCGGACUCCAUCUUCUCCGACUCAUUAAAGACACAGGCCAAGAACCUUGACCGCAGCGUCUUAUUGAAGGGCACACCAGAGAUCCGAUCUGUCCGUUUCAAUGAAGAUCCUCUCCUCUCCGCCUUCUAUCCCCUCCAGCAAGGCAAGCUGGUUACAGUCACGACAUCGUCUUCUGUACUGCUCAGCUCAAUUCCUCACCUCUACCGACUUGCCAACUACCCCAUUGUGUUGCAUGUUGCCAUUGAGUCCUCAGACUUCAGCGCCAUCAGCUCAAUCCGUCAAUGCGGAUUCACUUUCCUCCAAUCCGAGACUAUUCAGGAAGCUCAAGACAUUGCCUUGACAGCACAUGCUUUGGCUCUCAAGUCCGGAAAAGGUGUUAUUCACUUCUUUGAUCCCGCCAAUUCCGCCAGCGAUGCUGCUAUUAUCCCAGAAGAUUAUGAGGUUGUCAAGACAGUUUUGGAUUUGGAUGCUAUCCGACCUUCCUACAACCAGUCCGCUGACAGCCAGACUCUCUACGCUGAUUCUGGACGACUGCCAACAGUCUCUGAAGACACUGUUGGAGCUCCUUCUACCGCUGAAUCCGCCCCAACUUCAACACUCCCCACUACCGCCGCAUCAUUGAGCCAGGAAACUUCUUCUGUGGGAUCAUCUCGUCGAGACAGCAGUGUUGACAGUCAUGCUUUGAGCUCUGCUGCGACAACUGUGGACGGCUCAAGCGUACGACCCAUCAACUCUGCAGAUAUCUUCAGAUGGUCAUCCGAGAUUUGGGAGACCCUUGCAAAGCUCACGAGCAGACAGUACCAAGCAAUUGAGUACACCGGCCCGCAAGACGCAAAGUCUGCCAUCUUCAUUUUCGGAUCUACCGGUGUUUUUGUUGACGCUUUGAGCGAUGCCAAUACCAGUGCUGAUUUGAAGGAGGUUGGAAUCAUCACAGCCCGUCUCUAUCGUCCCUGGAUCGGAAGUCAGGUUUCAAGCCAGAUUCCCAAAUCUUUGAAACAGAUUGCUGUCCUAGAGCAAGUGCGAAAGACCACCAGAUGGGGUCCAUCUUUCUUAGACCUCCUCUCUAGCUUGUCUUCCGCCCAAGGACAGUCUCCUCGUCUUGUUGGGUACCGUCUUGGCCACGUCGAGCCAUCAACCGUCGACCAGGCCUUGCGCGGUAUUUUGCAAAACCUCACAUCUGAGUCGCCUAUUCAAAACCUUGAAGUUGGUAGCCACGAAGUCCCCACCACAAAGGAAGAUUUGGCCCAGCCCGCUCUCGAAAAUGCUUACACAAAGAUCUUGGACCAACUAUUCGGUCAGCGGUUGUAUGUUGCCAACCAACUAGGUGCCAAAAAUGCUGGUAUUUCUGCUACGAUCGCUGCUAGCCCUGAAUAUGGAUUUGGAUCUCUGCUUGCAAGAUCUGAGCACCGCGAGCGAUUCAUCACAGAAGUGGAGGAGGCUGCAAAGUCAUCAACAUUUGCCACUGAUGCACCAGCACAAUUGUUGUCCAAAUGGGCAUUGAGCGCACGAGAUACCGCCAAGGUCAAUGCUCUUGCCGAAGAUGUUGUUGGGCGUUUGAAGAUGGACGAUUCUCAAGUCGCAAAACAGCUUCUCGAAAAUCACAAGCUUUUCUUCAAGGAGUCUCAAUGGCUUAUUGGAUCCGAUGCCUGGGCAUACGACCUUGGCAACUCUGGUGUUCACCACGUUCUCGCAUCCGGCGCUAAUGUGAAUAUGCUCAUCAUUGAUUCCCAACCAUACUCCGAGCAUGCUGCUGCCGACCCUACCCGCAGAAAGAAGGAUAUUGGCUUGUAUGCUAUGAACUAUGGAAACGCAUAUGUUGCCUCCGUUGCCGUUUAUGGCUCUUAUACCCAGGUUUUGCAAGCUAUGGCAGAGGCUGACCAGUACGAUGGACCUUCCGUUGUUGUCGCUUAUCUACCUUACCACAAGGAGAACGAGUCUCCAUUGACCGUCCUUCAAGAGACAAAGAAGGCCGUUGAUAUUGGCUACUGGCCACUCUACCGCUGGAACCCUGGCAACGAUGAGAAUGGAGAGCCCAAGUUCUCUCUUGACUCUGAGCGCAUCAAACGCGAACUUGAAGAGUUCCUUCGCCGAGAUAACCAGCUCACUCAGCUUAUGAGACGCAACCCCAAGUUUGCCAACAACCUUUCUGAAUCUUACGGAACCGAAGUUCGCGCACUUCAGAAGCGCAAGGCCAAGGAUUCGUAUGAGAAGCUGUUGGAAGGACUCUUCGGUGCUCCACUUACCAUUCUUUAUGCUUCUGAUAACGGCAAUGCUACGAAUAUCGCUAAGCGACUAGGCAACCGUGGACGUCUCCGAGGUCUCAAGACCUUGGUCAUGGCUAUGGACGAUUAUCCUAUCGAGGAUCUUGCCACAGAGGAGAACAUCGUGCUCAUCUCGAGUACCGCUGGUCAAGGUGAAUUCCCUCAGAAUGGUCGCGCAUUCUGGGAAGUUAUCAAGAGCUCUGGCGAUCUCGAUCUUUCUUCUGUUAAGUAUUCCGUUUUCGGAUUGGGCGAUAGCCAUUACUGGCCCCGUAAGGAAGACAAGAUCUAUUACAACAAGCCUGCCAAGGAUCUUGAUGCUCGCAUAUCUUUCUUGGGUGCUAGCAAACUCACUGAGAUUGGAUUGGGCGACGACCAAGACCCAGAUGCUUUCCAAACCGGUUACGCUGAAUGGGAGCCCCGUCUAUGGCAAGCUUUGGGAGUCGACAAGAUUGAGGGUCUUGCUGAUGAGCCUCCACCAUUGACCAACGAGGAUAUCAAGAUAGCCUCCAACUUCCUCAGAGGUACAAUUGCUGAGGGACUCUUGGACGAGAGCACUGGUGCUAUUUCUGCCAGUGAUUCUCAGCUCACCAAGUUCCAUGGAACCUAUAUGCAGGAUGACCGUGACUUGCGUGAUGAGCGCAAGGCACAAGGUCUUGAGCCUGCUUAUUCUUUCAUGAUUCGUUGCCGACUCCCCGGUGGUGUUGCUACACCUCUACAAUGGUUGCAAAUGGACGAAAUCAGCAGUGCACAUGGAAAUGAGACCAUGAAGCUUACGACCAGACAAACAUUCCAAUUCCACGGUGUCAUCAAGAGCAAGCUUCGCCCAGCGAUGCGCGCCAUCAACAAGGCAUUGAUGACCACCCUUGCUGCUUGCGGUGAUGUUAACCGUAAUGUCAUGUGCAGUUCCCUUCCUGAGCUUUCUGCAUACCAUCGUGAAGUGUACGCUAUCUCGCAGAAGAUUUCCGACCACUUGCUCCCCGCAACCACUGCGUACCAUGAGAUUUGGUUGAAGGAUGAUGAUGACAAGAAGGUCCUCGUUGCAGGAGACGCCGUUCAAGAUUAUGAGCCUCUGUAUGGCCCUACCUACCUCCCUCGUAAAUUCAAGAUCACCAUUGCUAUUCCUCCUCACAACGAUACCGAUGUCUAUGCUCACGAUAUUGGUCUCAUUGCUAUCAAGGGUUCUGAUGGCCAUCUUGAAGGUUUCAACUUGAUUGCCGGUGGUGGUAUGGGUGUGACACACAACAACAAAAAGACCUACCCCCGAACUGGUUCCAUGUUUGGUUUCGUCCCAACUGAUAAGGCACACAUUUUCUGCGAGAAGAUCAUGCUUGUCCAGCGUGACCACGGUGACCGCAAGAACCGUAAACAUGCCCGUCUGAAGUACACCAUCGACGACAUGGGUGUCGAGGUCUUCAAGGGCAGGGUCGAGGAGAUCAUGCCUGAGGGUCUCAAGUUUGCUGAGCCUCGUCCUUUCAAGUUUGUGUCUAACAUUGACACCUUCGGCUGGCAAAAGGAUGAAAAGGGCUUGAACCAUUUCACUUUCUUCAUUGAGAAUGGUCGUAUUGAAGAUACAGCCGACUUCCCUAUGCGAACUGGCCUACGAGAACUCGCCAAACUCAACAAGGGUGAAUUCCGUUUGACUGGUAACCAGCACGUCAUCUUGUCAAACAUCGAGGACUCUGACCUUCCCGAGAUCAAAGCUCUGUUGGCCAAAUACAAGCUUGACAACACCGCAUUUAGUGGCUUGCGUCUCUCAUCUUCCGCAUGUGUUGCCUUCCCCACCUGCGGUCUUGCCAUGGCUGAGUCCGAGCGCUACCUGCCCGUCCUUAUCGACAAACUCGAGUCCACUCUCGAAGAGAACGGCUUGGGCAAGGAGAGCAUCGUCAUGAGGAUGACCGGUUGCCCUAACGGCUGCGCUCGUCCAUGGCUCGCCGAAGUCGCCUUUGUCGGCAAGGCUUAUGGUGCUUACAACAUGUACCUUGGUGGUGGUUACCAUGGCCAGCGUUUGAACAAGCUCUACCGCUCUUCGAUCAAGGAGGACGAGAUUUUGGAUAUCAUGAAGGGUCUUCUCAAGCGAUACUCUCUUGAGCGCAAGACCGAUGGUGAGAAACCUGAACGUUUCGGUGAUUGGUGUAUCCGCGCCGGAGUUAUCAAUGAGACUACCGAGGGCAAAUAUUUCCACGACAACACUGCCGAAGCAGAAGAAGACGAAGAGUAA
This is a messenger RNA of Talaromyces marneffei, 4569 nucleotides long. RefSeq lists its product as uncharacterized. The transcript has 4 exons. Bases 1 to 4569 code for a protein of 1522 amino acids. Gene Ontology annotation, cellular component: sulfite reductase complex (NADPH). The record is from RefSeq and is a predicted model, not a curated record. Gene Ontology annotation, molecular function: heme binding; sulfite reductase (ferredoxin) activity; FMN binding. NCBI's taxonomy places the organism in Eukaryota, Fungi, Ascomycota, Eurotiomycetes, Eurotiales, Trichocomaceae. Gene Ontology annotation, biological process: sulfate assimilation.